GUCCGGUCGAUUGACAAAGAAAUCGGGCAGCAGGUGACAUGGGGGGGGUUGUGGCCGUUUGAUUGGCCUGGAAUUGCUCCGCAGUCCAGCCGACCGACCUUGGACGGCUAAAGUCAAGGUUCCAAAAAAAAGUGACAUCUCAGGUUGUGCAGCUCUUGGUGUUCAGUCGCUGGUGUCCUGAGCUGUUUUGUUGCCCAGGAGCAUGUGGCCCGCGCGCCGUUGAGCCAGGCUGACGACAGGAGCGGGUCCUGCUGAAGAAACGUGCAGACUGAAGAAUAGCAAAGAACAUUCCUCCAGAGUCCUGUCCUGUCGUCUUGCUGUCAGGCCUCCAGUUUCUGAACAGUGGUUCAGUAUUAAAGUGUGAGCCAAGCGGGUCACGGCUGGAAAGAAGGUCCGAAAUCACGAUCUGGGCAGGCGAGAGCAAAGAGAAAAAAAACAUCUCAAACAAGAGAUUUCGGCUCGGUGCGCUCUGCAUGGCCACCACGGUGCAUCGUCGUAUGGUGCGCCAUUUGAUGAAUCCCUGUCGUGGUUGUGGCCGGUUGAAAGGUGCAAAAUGGCGAUUUCAGCGUCGCAGCCUGGCCAAGAUAUCAGGAUCCAGAGACAAAUAUAGGGAAUUGUGCCUUCCUCUCAACAAGUGAUGCUCUUGAUAACGGUGACAUGGUGAUGGGACAGGGUGGAGACUUGCCGGGAUUUUAUCGUGGCGUUUCUGGCCUUUUAGCUGAUGCGGGCAGGGGUGCCAUCUGUCCCGCACUCGGCAUCCUUUGAUCCCGCCCAAAAAAUUACGUCGACGGAUUCGAAAGCUGUGAGAAUCGAUAAAGAUGACAGGUUCUUCGCAAUAGCAGUCAGCAUCCUCAUUACACUACAUAUAUCCCGCUCAGAGCCUUCACAUGCACAUAGCUAGCUAUUUCCAUAUACAUAAAGGAAAGCUCAUCGCCCAUCCCGGAGCUGUUUGACAACCCGACCUGAACUAAUUCCAAGUUGUUACCCCGCCCUUGGCUGUCGCUGCACUGCGCCUGCCCCGCAUUGAAGAGCAGCUCGAACGGUUUCCAAGCUUUCAUUUGCAGGUGCACCAGUCGACAACGUCACCAGAGGCACAGUCGAUCCACAGCUGGCCGCUGUCAAACAUUCCAGAACUUAGCAACAAAAGGAUAGCCGUUGCUCUUUAUCAUCACCUCUCUUCAGGAACCGACUCCCAACCUAAUACAAAUCCUUCAAGACACUGUCGCGCAGGCAGGACCUCCCCUCGUAACAUACCCCAGAGCGCUGCAUCGCAGGCGCUCCCCUCACCAUUCGUUCCUCGCAAUCCGCGCUGUCAACCCCCAAACUCGUUACCCGCAAUGCCCGGCCUCGUUGACGAAAACGGCUCGUCCGGUCGCCUCCUCCUAAUCUCAAAUCGCCUUCCCAUCACCAUCAAGCGAACAGACGAUGGCCAAUACAGCUUCUCCAUGUCCUCAGGUGGUCUUGUCACUGGUCUCAGCGGCUUGUCCAAGGCCACCAGCUUCCAGUGGUAUGGGUGGCCCGGCCUGGAGGUGCCCGAGGCGGAAAUCGGUCCCAUGAGAGAACAGCUCAAAGAGAAAUACAACGCUUACCCCGUGUUCGUCGACGAUGAGCUGGCUGACCGUCACUACAACGGCUUUGCGAACUCGAUCUUGUGGCCACUCUUCCACUACCACCCCGGUGAGAUCACAUUCGACGAGGCUGCUUGGGCUGCCUACCGCGAUGUCAACAGAUUAUUUGCCAAGGAGGUGGUCAAAGACGUACAAGACGGCGAUCUGGUCUGGGUCCACGACUACCAUCUCAUGCUGCUCCCGCAAAUGUUGCGCGAGGAGAUUGGAAACUCCAAGAAGAAUGUAAAGAUUGGCUUCUUCUUGCACACGCCAUUCCCCAGCAGUGAGAUCUAUCGCAUUCUCCCGGUCAGAGAGCAACUGUUACUAGGGAUCUUGGAAUGCGACUUGAUCGGCUUCCACACCUACGAUUAUGCCAGACAUUUCCUGAGCAGUUGCUCGAGGAUAUUGUCUACUCCAACAACACCUAAUGGGGUUGACUGGAAUGGCAGGUUCGUUACCGUCGGCGCUUUCCCAAUCGGCAUCGACCCCGAGAAGUUUGUUGAAGGCUUGAAGAAGCCGAGUGUUCAAGCGCGUAUCGCCGCCUUGAAACGCAAGUUCGAGGGCGUCAAGCUCAUCGUUGGUGUGGAUCGCCUUGACUACAUCAAGGGUGUCCCCCAAAAACUCCACGCGUUGGAGGUGUUCCUCACCGAACAUCCCGAGUGGAUUGGCAAGAUUGUUCUGGUGCAGGUGGCGGUGCCAAGUCGUCAAGAUGUGGAGGAAUACCAGAACUUGCGAGCCGUCGUUAAUGAGCUUGUGGGCCGCAUCAAUGGGAGGUUUGGCACGAUUGAGUUCAUGCCCAUCCACUUCCUCCACCAGUCUGUCUCGUUUGAUGAGCUCACGGCACUCUACGCUGUCAGCGAUGUCUGCCUGGUCAGCUCCACCCGCGACGGCAUGAACCUGGUGUCAUACGAAUACAUCGCCACACAGAGAGAGCGUCACGGAGUCAUGAUCCUGUCCGAGUUUACUGGAGCGGCUCAGAGUCUUAAUGGAAGUCUGAUCGUCAAUCCCUGGAACACGGAAGAGCUGGCCAACGCCAUCCACGACGCCGUCACCAUGAGCCCCGAACAGCGCGAGGCUAACUACCGCAAGCUGGAGCGAUAUGUGUUCAAGUACACUAGCGCUUGGUGGGGCCAGAGCUUCGUGACGGAGUUGACUAGGAUUCCAACUUUUGAGGAGCAACAGGCUGAGCAGACCACCAGACGGGCGAUUAAGAGCGCCGCUGAGGGUGUUGCCGAAGUGGCCAACAACGGCGUCGAGGUGGUGCACGAUGCUGUUUGUGCUGUGACGGGUGAUGAGGAGACGGAAUAGCCGCAACAGUGAUUGGGGGUAGGUUCUGGUGGAUGGUCGGGUUCAAAAAGUUGGCUUUGCGUUUUUAUCUCGGGUUAAGAAAUAACAAGGGUCUCGUGCGUUGAGAAUUUGGCGUUGCAGUAUGGUUUGGGAGGGAAGAAGGGGGGUUUAUGAAGUAUAUGCCGGUGAGACAUGGGCAUCAAAAUUCUCUGCUCCGUGUCGGUUGUCUCCUUUUCGUCAUUCCAUAGACAUUUUGCAUGGAGCUAGGCGUUGAUAGUAGUCUGGAGUUUACAGACAAGACUUGACAAGCUCCAAUACUGAACAAUUUGUUGCGAAGUCCAUGACUUUGCCGGAUAUGAGAUACUGUGAAGAUCUUUGCCUU
This is a messenger RNA of Podospora bellae-mahoneyi, 3276 nucleotides long. It is a transcript of the gene TPS1, whose product is annotated as Trehalose-6-P synthase/phosphatase complex synthase subunit. Lineage: Eukaryota; Fungi; Ascomycota; Sordariomycetes; Sordariales; Podosporaceae. Bases 1338 to 2915 code for a protein of 525 amino acids. Gene Ontology annotation, cellular component: alpha,alpha-trehalose-phosphate synthase complex (UDP-forming); cytosol. The record is from RefSeq and is a predicted model, not a curated record. Gene Ontology annotation, molecular function: trehalose-phosphatase activity; alpha,alpha-trehalose-phosphate synthase (UDP-forming) activity. The transcript has 3 exons. Gene Ontology annotation, biological process: cellular response to heat; trehalose biosynthetic process.